UAUAUUUUCUACUUUAAAGGUUAAAAUGCCAUCGAAGAAAUCGGAUAAACCAAUUAUAACGGACAAUAGGGAUGGCACAGUUAGUAUUAAGUACGAUCCUAAAGUAGAAGGUGUUCACGAACUCCACAUCAAGUAUAAUCACGAACAUGUACAAGGAAGUCCUUAUAAAUUUCACAUCGACAAUAUUUCUUCCGGUUACGUCACCGCUUGUGGCGAAGGCCUGGCACGUGGUAAUGCUGGAGAUCCCUGUAAUUUUAUCGUUUAUACAAGAGGGGGUACCAAUUUAUCGGUUCACGUCGAUGGACCUACAAAAUCAGAGGUUAAUUGUCACGAUAAUAAAGACGGAAGCGUCAGCGUGUCUUACAUACCUCCGGCUCCAGGAGAAUAUAAAGUAUCUGUGAAAUUUGAUGGAAAACAUAUCAAGGACAGUCCGUUCACAGUUAAAAUUGCAGGUGAAGGACGAAAACGAAGUCAAGUAUCCGUUAUGCAUUCCAGUGAAGUGUCGAUUAAUUGUACCGAAAAAGAUUUAAAGACUUUAAAUGCGAGUAUUGUCGCACCUUCGGGAUUGGAAGAACCUUGUUUUUUAAAAAGAAUGAAAGAUGGAUUAGUUGGUAUUUCGUUCACACCUCGCGAAAAAGGCGAACAUUCCGUCAACGUGAAACGUCUAGGAAAUCACGUGAGAGGAAGUCCUUUUAAAAUUCUGGUUGCGGAUAAAGAAAUAGGAGACGCAUCCAAGGUUAAAGUUUACGGAAAUGCUUUGAAAGAGGGAGAAACUCACGUAGAGAACGAAUUUGUGGUGGAAACGACAAAUGCCGGUUACGGAGGUUUAAACUUUUCCAUAGAAGGACCGAGUAAAGCGGACAUCAAUUACGAAGAUAAAAAAGACGGAACUAUAAGAUUUUACUACACCGUAACCGAACCGGGUUACUACAUCGCCAAUCUGAAAUUUGCCGAUCAUCACGUGAAGGGAAGCCCGAGCGCCAUAAAAAUAACCGGAGAGAAAUCCAACAUCCAGAGAGAAACCAUCAAAAGGUUCAGGAAACCCGCUCCCGUGGUCGCCGUGGGCAACGAAUGCCGAUUGUUUUACAAGAUGGCAGGAACCGUGGCUUUCGACAUGGCCGCCAAAUUCACCGCUCCCAACGGAGACAUGGACGACGCGGAAAUCAUAGACAAAGAAGAUUCGGUCUACGCCAUCCACUUCAUCCCCAAAGAAGUGGGCAACUACGCCGUUAGCGUUCGAUACAAGGACAUGCACAUACCCGGUUCUCCCUUCCAAUAUACGGUCGGACCCUUCCUGAACUUCGGAGCUCACAGGGUGCACGCCGGAGGUUUCGGACUAGAACGAGGACUGGCCAACGAACCGUGUGAAUUCAACGUGUGGACGAGAGAGGCGGGUGCAGGCACGUUGGCCGUAUCCAUGGAAGGACCUUCCAAAGCCGAAUUGGACAUGAAAGACCUGGACGACCAGACGGCUCUGGUUUCCUACAUCGUUACGGAGCCGGGCAACUACCGCAUAGGAAUCAAGUUCAACGACGAGCCGAUUCCCGACAGCCCUUUCAACAUCUUCGUCAUGGCGCCGGUGGGAGAAGCCAGGAAGAUCGAAUUGGGACGGAUGCCCGAUUCCAGCGCCCUUCAAGUCAACAAACCCAUCGCCUUCAACAUCCAGAUGAACGGGGCCAAGGGCAUGCUGGACGGAAAAACCAUAUCGCCUUCUGGAGUGGAAGACGACUGUUUCGUGGCACCCGUCGACGAAGAUCAAUGGGCGCUUCGUUUCAUACCACGAGAGAACGGGAUUUACUACAUCCACAUCUGCCUCAACAACAUCCACAUUCGCGAGAGUCCCUUCCGCGUUCUGAUAGGGAAGGACGACGCCGACCCGGCGGCGGUCACCGCCUACGGAAACGGGUUAAAGGAGGCCCGCUCUGGUGCCAAAACCGAUUUCAUCGUGGACACGUGCAGCGCGGGAGCGGGACAAUUGGUGGUGACGGUAGAAGGACCUUCGCACGUCACCAUGGAUUGGACGGAAGUGGAAGAGGGUUACAAGUUUCGUUACACUCCUCUGGCACCCGGCGAUUACUACAUUAAUAUAAAAUACAACGGUUAUCACAUCGUCGGAAGCCCCUUCAAAGUUCACAGCACAGGGAGCCUGUUUGCCGAACCGGGUCUAACGGAAGUAUCGUCGCUAACCGUCGACACCGUUCCGAAACAGGCCAAACACAAGGUAGACCACCUACCCCAGUUCCGUUCGGACGCCUCCAGAGUGACCUGCAAAGGACACGGACUGAAAAAGGCCAUGACUCACAAAAACAAUCAGUUCACCGUCAACUGUCUGGACGCGGGUAACAACUUCCUGUUCGUGUCCCUUUACGGUCCCAAGGGUCCCUGCGAAGAACUCAGCGUGAAACACAUGGGAAGGAAUCUGUACCAAGUGGGUUACGUCAUCAAGGAUCGCGGCGAUUACGCCCUGAUAGUGAAGUGGGGAGACGACCACAUCCCCGGAAGUCCCUUCAGAGUGGAAGGAUCUUGAGAUCGUCGAGGUCGCGGUUUCGCCAAUGUUUGACUGAAUCAGACACCACCUAGACACGUUUCGUCAUCCAUUGUUCAGAAAGUUAUUUUCCCGACAUAUCAGCGAUUACGCGUCCACCCGAUGCUAAAAAUAUUCGUUUCGUCAUAACCGUUUGUCGUUUUUCUUUUCUUUCCCGUAGUCGAAUAGACACGUUCGUGUUAUUUAAUUCGAUUUCUCUUCCGAAAAUUGUGUAAGAUAACAGAUGGAUUUCUAUUCGCACGUUUGGACCAGCGUCUCUUCCCCGUGGGUUUGGCCCGUUUUCUUUUCCAUUAGUCGGCAGGAACCCGAUCGUUGGAAACAUUUGGUCGCAUCACUGCCAAAGGAGCCAGGAUUAGCGUUAAAGUCGUUCCUGCCAUACGAACACCGGGGCCACUCAUUAACGUUUGCGUCUCCGCUUUAUAACCGCCAAAGUCGGCUUUUCGACCUUUAACACUGGCACCAAAUUCCGUUUCCUUCCCAACGCGUAACCCAUUAACCAGGAUUAACCUCUCAUGGACUAAACGCCCGGCAGACAUUUUGGAAAACGGUGCGAGUAACACCAGAAUAAUCCUUAGCGUCUUCUAUUUAAUUCCUCUAAACGAUGGCGUCCGCGCUUCCUUCCCCAAAACGCCGCUUUUAAAUAAUCUGGAAGUAAUCGCUUCCUUCGAACCCCAUGAGAAACAAUAAAAAAGAGUAUCAUUCAA
This is a messenger RNA of Centruroides sculpturatus (bark scorpion), 3249 nucleotides long. Its product is annotated as filamin-A-like. Gene Ontology annotation, biological process: actin cytoskeleton organization. Gene Ontology annotation, molecular function: actin filament binding. The record is from RefSeq and is a predicted model, not a curated record. The transcript has 14 exons. NCBI's taxonomy places the organism in Eukaryota, Metazoa, Arthropoda, Arachnida, Scorpiones, Buthidae. The coding region runs from base 26 to 2527 and encodes 833 amino acids.